CCAGCAGUCAGUGUACUUCACACAGAGCUCAGGGAAAUCAGAUUCUUCUUACAAUUGGAAAUCAGAUUCUGUAGUGGAGAAGUAAACGUGUGUUGGGUUCAUCUUCUGUGUCCUAUUGAACUGCCUGUGGAUGGCGCCGGGUCAGCAGGUGACUCUACCGUAGUCUGGGUCUAAGGAGGAAUGUCACUGCAAAAACAGCAUUUCAAACAGAACAGCCAAGAAAUGUUACUGAAAGCCUGAUUUCACUUUUCAGCGGGUGUGUGGUGAUUGCAGAUUGCGGUUUGGCUCAUUAAUGGGAGAUUUCCUCCGUCAGCUUCGUGGAGAUGAGAAGAGAAUAAAUUACACAAGGCAGGAGGAUGAGAUCGUCUCCCAGCAGCACCCAGGGCUCCGGACACUGCAGAGCGUGACGUCACUGCAUGGAUAUAAAGAGCCGCAGCAGGAGAGCGGCCGACACAGCUGAAGAUAUGUCCUCCUCCUCCGCGCCAGGCUCCGCCCCCAGCAAGCCCAGCUCUGAUGUCUACUCCUAUCAGCGGAUGGAGCUCACCCAGGCUCAGAUAGACGAGGUGCUGAGCAUCAUGAAUACCAACGUGGAUAAAGUUUUGGAUAAAAAUGGGAAAAUUUCCCAACUUGAAGCCACAGCUGAGGAACUUCACGCCGGAGCCAAACAGUUCCAGACCAACACCUCGGAGCUGCGGAAGAGACCCCUGUGGAAGAACAGCAAGCUGCUGGUUGUUGUCGGUCUGCUCGGUAUCGCCAUGGUGAUUGUGACGGUGGCGGUUUCCUUGAAGUGAAAAAGAUUCAGAGACGGCGACGUCGCUGCUGCCGCCGGCGGGACUCUCGCGCUGAGGAUACCCGGAUCUUCUUAUCACUGUGAUUUCUGCUUCCUGGUUCUGGAAUCUCCGUUAUUCCGAUGGAAU
Rana temporaria (common frog) is the source of this 917-nucleotide messenger RNA. RefSeq names its product vesicle-associated membrane protein 2-like. Gene Ontology annotation, molecular function: syntaxin binding; SNAP receptor activity. The transcript has 5 exons. Gene Ontology annotation, cellular component: plasma membrane; SNARE complex. Lineage: Eukaryota; Metazoa; Chordata; Amphibia; Anura; Ranidae. Bases 417 to 791 code for a protein of 124 amino acids. The record is from RefSeq and is a predicted model, not a curated record. Gene Ontology annotation, biological process: vesicle-mediated transport; vesicle fusion.